This is a messenger RNA of Leptopilina boulardi, 2577 nucleotides long. RefSeq lists its product as uncharacterized. The coding region runs from base 138 to 1904 and encodes 588 amino acids. The record is from RefSeq and is a predicted model, not a curated record. Gene Ontology annotation, molecular function: chitin binding. Gene Ontology annotation, cellular component: extracellular region. The transcript has 3 exons. Lineage: Eukaryota; Metazoa; Arthropoda; Insecta; Hymenoptera; Figitidae.
UCUAGCGUUCUGCUCCAGGUAUCAAGUCUACUAACGUCUCCCUUCGAAAAGAGCCAGUUUCCGUGUAGACACCACUUGACCAAGUUCGGAACUGGUUCUUAAAAAAAAAAGUGGUCCUUUCAUUGUGCAAAACAAACAUGCGGAUCUCGUGCGUGGUGAUUGUUCUUUGUGUCGCAUUAGGAUCAAUUAUUCAAGGAUCAUUGGAAAAAAACAACACAUUAAAACUAAAAAAUGAAAAUUUUCCAUCCAAUUUAAAUUUCACUGGAUUUAAAGAACGCCAUCGAAGACUUGUACCCUACAUGACCUAUUAUUUAGUCGGUAAUAAUGUUGAAAAUCAAUCACCAAGAUCUACUAAAUAUGAAAAAAAUCGAGAAAGAAAUAUCCCUCGAAAAUCACAAAUUCGACAAAAUUUAAAUUCACGAGAAAGAAAUUUCUUUGCAAGACAAAAAUUUUCACCUUCUGUACAAUACGAUCCUAAAGAACUUGGUCCAAACAACGCCUAUUUCACUCCCAUACGUUAUGGGAUGAAACUAAACCAAAAGGAUUACUCUUCAUUUACCUACCAAAAUGCAAGGCCAGUUUAUUCCAGACCUACAGUAGAAAAUAUCGUUCCUGAAAAUAAAAUUCUUCUUACAACAGAAACACCAAAAAAAUUACAAAAUCCACCCGAAAGAAAUUAUCUUCCCCUUAAUGUAAUUAAAACAAUUCCCUCAACGGUUGACGAUUAUUAUCUCGAUUAUGAAACUCAUGGUAAACAAUAUGAUUAUGAACAACCAUUUGAAUCUUUUCGCUAUACUGAUAAAAUACAAAUUUUCAAACCUCCAAUAUCAAGACCCAACGAUUUCAAAGUUCCUGUCUCAGAACUUGAUCAUAUUGUGAAAACUUUACAGUUAAGUAAUCAAUUGCCUGAAAUGCUCAACAAGGAUAAUAUCGACAGUAGUAUAAGAACACUUGUCGAAAUUCUCAACAUUCUACAUAAUGCAAGAAGAAGCCAACAAUCUCAAAUUCCAAACCCAGUUAAGCUGAAAUCCAAGCCACCUGAUUAUGGCUUCAAUGAAGACUUGACAAGACCUCAAGUGUUGGAAACUAAUUAUUAUGUUACACCAAACGUCAUUGAUAGACCUCAAGAAAUAUUUCCUGAUAAAAUAACUGAACCGUUACACCCACUGAUGAAUUUUAAAUCCAAACCAAAAAAUCAAAAGAUAAUUCAAUAUUAUGUACCAAAAGAUUUGGAAAUUAAUAAUCAAUACAAAGAAAUUUAUUCACAAUCAAAUGAAAAUGACACUGAAAAUCAAUCAUUUAAUUUACAUUCGGUGAAUACUUUGGAAAAUGAUAGAUUUAAGUAUCCAAUUAGUACUGAGAAACCAACGAAUAAUUAUCCCGUACCUAAUGUGCCUAAAGAUACGCAAAAUAUACCACCGUCCUUAAAGUACGGAGCUACAAGAGGAAAACCACAUGUGGAUUAUCCAGCUUAUUCGACCAUUCCACCCACGAAUUUUAAUUGCAAACAACAGAGAUACAAAGGUUUCUUUGGGGACCCCGCGACAAGAUGUCAGGUUUGGCACUACUGCGAUUUGAACGGUGGGAAAUCAUCAUUUUUAUGUCCAAAUGGAACAAUAUUUAAUCAAGUUGCACUAACAUGUGAUUGGUGGUUUAAUGUAAAAUGUGAAUCAACAACACAACUUUAUGUAUUAAAUGAACGACUUUAUAAAUAUAUUUUACCAAUAAUGCCAAAAUUUCCCGAGGAUUUCACUGGACCGGAAGUUGAUAGAUAUUUAGAGGAGAAAUUCAAAGAAAUUGAAGCAAAAUUACUGGAAAAAAAAUUGAAGAAACAACAAGAAGAAAAAGAUAAGACAGAAGAAAAAAUAAAAAGUGAAAUGUUGACGGAAAAUAAUACUGAAUAAUGUGCCUCUUUUUUUAAAUCAAUUUUUUGUUUUAUGACAAUUUUUUUUAUAGAUAAAAAUAGCUGCCAUUACUGUUUACUACAGGCAAGAAUUUCAAAUUUUUAAAAAUUACUAUAACAAAUUAUACACUGAAAUAAAUAAUUUUACUAAAAUAUUUUAUAAUUUUGUGGAAAAAAAAUGACAAAAAUUUAAAUUUAAAUAGAAAAAAUUUUUAACUUUAGAAUUAAAAUUUUUCUAUUGUUAAAAAAUUAAUUAAAUAAAAUUUUUACCGCAAAAAACGUAAAAUUUUUAAGUAAAAUUAAAAAAAAAAAUUUUAGUGUAUAAUAAAGAAGAUUGCCACACUGGUUUAUCUGGAGUUCUAGUCAUAUUAUUUUAGACAAUAUACGCGUUAUUUAUACAAGACUGCAAUUUAUUUGUCGUUUGUAGCAAUACUUUUUGAAGCAAGUGAAAUUCUAAAAAUUCGAUAAUGGUGGUUCAGAGUAAAUUAAAAUUUAAACGAAAAAAUAAUUUCCAUUUCUCAAUUUUGUACGUGAUAUUUAAGAAAAAAUAAUUUCGAAUUAAAAUUUAUUAAUGUGACUGAACAAGAUUGUCUUGUUCUAUGAGAAUGUAACUUAAUAUUUCUGUAAUUUUUUUUUUAUAAUACUGUUGAAUAAACUUAUUUAUUCCUUUGUAA